Messenger RNA from Brassica napus (rape), 1902 nucleotides. RefSeq names its product transcription factor HHO1-like. The coding region runs from base 729 to 1802 and encodes 357 amino acids. Gene Ontology annotation, molecular function: DNA-binding transcription factor activity; DNA binding. Gene Ontology annotation, biological process: regulation of DNA-templated transcription. The transcript is spliced from 5 exons. Lineage: Eukaryota; Viridiplantae; Streptophyta; Magnoliopsida; Brassicales; Brassicaceae. The record is from RefSeq and is a predicted model, not a curated record.
UUUUGGUCGAUAUAAAUGUAAUUUCGGAAAACAUUUCUAUCCAACCCUGUCUGGUUUACAUGGAAUAAUACUACGCUUUUGAUACGAUCCUCUUUUGCUAAUGAAUCCACAUAGACAUUUUAGUUCUUAAGAAUAUAUGUCUUAAGCUCAAACUCCCAAAAAUAUCAUGCAAAAGGCGAAACGAAGUUAUCAUUGAAAUGAAGACCGGCCAUUCGACCGAGUUUAUAGUCAUAUCCAUCAAAUCUAAGUAAUCAGUCUCGAUUCGGAUAGAGGGAAUUUGCAUAUCUAUCGCACACAAAAUGACUCAUAACAAUCUAUAUAUUGCUACAACUACAUUUUUCCUGUAUGUAACUAUACACCGUGGUUGGAUAAACCCAAAUAAUUUUAUAAAAAAAUUACAGAGAAACUUGCAACUAGAAUGGCGUAUAUUCACCACUCCUUUUAAUACUACUACAACAAGACAACCCACCUUCGUAUUCUGAUAUUCUAACCUGUCAAUUGUAUUUUAUACUAAAUUUGGGGGAUCAAGGUAUAUUACAUAUUUUAUAAACAAAAGCUAAGAUUCGACUUGAAAUGCGACGGCUCGGCUUCUCUUUAAAGAUAUUGAUCCUUGAGAAACCCUAUAGAGCCAUAUAUUUGUUCUCUUUAUAAAGAGACACAACCCCAUCUUUUUGUUUAAAGAGUACUGCAUAGCUAUAAAAUAAAGUAGAUUAAUCUCUAAAAUCACCAUGAUUAAUAGCUUAAGCAAUAUGAAGAACUACAACGAGAAACGUGUAAGAUGUUGUGAGUACAUCAAAGCUCUUGAAGAAGAACGCCGCAAGAUCAAUGUCUUCCAACGCGAGCUUCCUCUUUGCUUAGAGCUUGUCACUCAGGCGAUCGAGACAUAUAAAAAGGAGAUAUCAGAGGCGACAAUGGAGAACUUGUGCGGACAAUCGGAGUGCUCCGAGCAAACGACCGGAGAAUGUGGGGGCAUCCUGGAUCUAUUUAGACCUAUCAAACACUCUUCAACCUCCUUAGAAGGGGAAGAAGAAGAGGUUGAUGCUGAUGAUGAACAUGAAUCUAAUGAAACUGGCCUAGAUUGCGAUGACAAGAACAUGAAAUCUGAAUGGCUCAAGUCUGUUCAGCUCUGGAACCAACCUGACUCCGUUCUUUCUAAGAAAUUGGAACGCUCACAACAGGAGACAGAAACGGUGGUAGAAGCGAUAAACGGAAAUGACAACGGAACAACGUCUCAUCAGCCGCCAUGUUAUGAAACGAGCAACGGAAAAAGCGGCGACGAUAAAUCUCAGGCGAGUAUUAGCGGUCGGCAAAAGAUGGAGGCGGAAAAAGACAUCAGCGGUGGUAGCGGCGGGAUAGGGCGGAGAAAGCAUAGGCGGUGUUGGUCACAUGAGUUGCACAGACGCUUCUUGAACACUCUUAAACAGCUUGGUGGUCCUCAUGCUACUCCGAAACAGAUAAGAGAGCUAAUGAAGGUUGAUGGGUUAACAAAUGAUGAAGUUAAAAGUCAUUUGCAGAAAUACAGGCUGCAUACAAGACGACCUGGCCAAACAAUUCCUAACAAGAGAGAUUCUCAAACGCAACAUUUCGUAGUCGUCGGUGGGAUAUGGGUCCCUCAAGCUAGCCACUCCACGGCCAAUGCUGCCACAGCGGGUGAGACCACCAUCGGGAUUUAUGGUCCGUUGCAAGCAGAGUGGCCGAGCCAAUCAAAUUUUGGUCGGACUAUUUCGGAAGAAAGAUCACGAUGCUCUAACAAAGGAAUUAUUCGGUGUAGCUCUCCUGCAAUGUCUUCUUCUACUCGUUGAUGUUAAGAGUUUUCAAGGCUCCUAAGACAAAUGUUGUAGUAUAAAAGAUUGUCGAACCAGUUCUGAGGGAUAUCAAAGCACUGAGAAUGCAAGUACUCAA